Cinclus cinclus is the source of this 3042-nucleotide messenger RNA. RefSeq names its product transmembrane serine protease 15 (gene TMPRSS15). Bases 1 to 3042 code for a protein of 1013 amino acids. The transcript is spliced from 25 exons. Gene Ontology annotation, biological process: acrosome reaction; proteolysis. The record is from RefSeq and is a predicted model, not a curated record. Lineage: Eukaryota; Metazoa; Chordata; Aves; Passeriformes; Cinclidae. Gene Ontology annotation, cellular component: membrane. Gene Ontology annotation, molecular function: protein binding; serine-type endopeptidase activity.
AUGAAGCUGAAAAAAUCAUCUGAUAAGAUAUAUGUUCCCCUUAGUAGCUAUGAGGUUUUCUUUGCUGCUCUGCUUGCAAUUUUUGUGUGUAUUUGUGUUGGACUGAUUGUACUUUCUUGGUUAUCAAUCCAGGAGCUGGAACGAGCUGAAGCAGGUGUGAAUACUCAUGGAUAUAUGGGAAUAUUUAAAAUAAUCUCUGGCACGUCUUUCACUCCAAAUUUACAGAACAGUUCAUCAGCUGAUUUCAAAGUCCUUGCCUUUGAUGUUGAAAAAUUGGCGCAAAAUAUCUUUCAUGAAAGUGAUCUGAAAUACAAAUUUGAGAGAUGUGAAAUUUCCCAGUUCAAUGUGGUUGUGAUCCUCACCCUUUAUUUUACCCAGAUGGUAACAGUUGAGAAAGUGAAAAAUGAGCUGGUUUUGGGUGUCAUUGCAAAUAACCUUAAUCCUACCAAGACUCUGCAAAUUGAUGUGAACAGCAUACAAGUUACAGUAGCUGCUGAGAAUCCUACUACGAUGAUGCCCUUAAUAUCUUCAGCUGAGUGUUUGCCACCUUAUGAACUCUGUGCUGAUGGUGUAACCUGCAUUAGUGAAGAUUUAUUUUGUGAUGGAGUCUUGAACUGUCUUGAUGGUUCAGAUGAAUCUGAAAAAAGAUGUGCUGCAGUUUGUGAUGGAAAAUUCAUGUUGACUGGUUCCUCUGGGUUUUUUCACUCUAUGAAUUAUCCAAAGCCAUAUAAUGAAAACAUUGUUUGCCAAUGGAUAAUAGUAGUGCCUCAAGGGUUGUCCAUUAAGCUGAACUUCACUUCUUUUGAAACACAACAAUUUGCAGACAUAUUGAGUAUUUUUGAAGGAUUAGGACAAAACAAGAUUUUAAGAGCUUCUUUAUCAGGGACCAACCUUGAAACAAUUUACAUUUUUUCUCAUGAGGCUACAGCACAGUUUAUGUCCGAUUAUUCAGAGAAUUAUAAUGGCUUUAAUGCAACGUACACUGCAUUUAAUGCGAGUGAACUAAACAAUUAUGACAAAAUCAAUUGCACUUUUGAAGAUGGUUUUUGUUUCUGGAUACAAGAUUUAGAUGAUGAUUCAGACUGGGAAAGAGUUCAGGGUCCUACCUUUCCCUUGAUGAGCGGUCCUGAGUUUGAUCAUACAUUUGGCAACUUGUCAGGAUUUUAUAUUUCAACACCCAUCGGACUUGGAUUCAUAGAAGAGCGAGUCCGGAUUCUGAGUUUGCCUUUGGUCCCUUCAGAUCUGUAUUGUCUAAGCUUUUGGUAUUUCAUGUAUGGGACUAACGUUUAUCGUUUAAGAGUUAGCAUAAGUGAUGAGCAUGGUCCAGAAAGGAUCAUUUUUGAGAAAGAAGGAAACUAUGGAAACAACUGGAAUUAUGGACAAAUAACUUUAAAUGAAACAUCUGAUUUUAAGGUUAUUUUUGAUGCCUUUAAAAGACGGGGUGCCAGUGAUAUUGCCGUGGAUGACAUUGGCCUGACGAAGGGAAAGUGCAAUGAAAACAAUUAUGUAGAGCCAACUGUGAGGCCAACUGCUCCUACCACCCCUUUAGUUCCUACUGACUGUGGAGGGCCAGUUGAACUCUGGGAGCCAAACAGUACAUUCAGCUCUGCAAACUUUCCAAGCAAUUACCCUAACUUAGCUUUGUGUGUGUGGUACUUGAAUGCUGAAAAUGGAAAAAACAUCCAGCUUCAUUUUCAGGUUUUUGAUCUGGAAAGUUUUCACGAUGUGGUUGAAGUCAGAGAUGGCAGAGGACAAAAUUCCUUGCUUUUAGCUGUCUACACAGAGAAAGGCCCACUGCCAGAUGUCUUCUCUACAGCAAACCAGAUGACAGUGAUCCUCCAGACAGACAAGUCUUCAACAGGGAAAGGAUUUCUUGCCAACUUUACUACUGGCUACCAUCUAAGGGCUUGCACAGUUGAUGAGCAUCAGUGUGGUAGUGGAAAAUGCAUCCCAUUGCAUAACCUGUGUGACAAUGUACCUCAGUGUGAAGAUGGCUCUGACGAAGCAAAGUGCAUGAGAUUACUCAAUGGCUCUCUGAGCACUGAAGGGCUGGUCCAGGCCAGGAUUGGGAAGUCGUGGCAUCUGGCGUGUGCAGAUGAUUGGAGUGGAGACAUUUCAGACAGUGUUUGCCAGCUGUUGGGGUUGGGGCAUGUAAACAUGUCAUCAGCUGUAUUAUUCACAGGAGAUGGCCCAUUUAUCACCAUCACAAAAGGAAGUAACCACAGCCUAAUUUUAACAAAAAGAGAAUACUGUUUGGACGACCUGGUGGUUCAUCUGCAAUGUAACAUUCAAUCUUGUGGCAAGCACCUGGUAACUCAGAAUAAUGGAACAAGAAUUGUAGGUGGAAGUGAUGCCAGAAGAGAGGCUUGGCCUUGGAUAGUUUCACUCCAUUUUAAUUUACAACCCGUUUGUGGAGCUUCCCUUGUUAGUGAUGAGUGGCUGGUGACAGCAGCACACUGUGUCUAUGGGAGACAAUUAAAGACAUCCCGCUGGCAAGCGGUUCUUGGCUUGUACGAUCAGUCAGAUCUGGCACAGCCUCCAGCAGUGGUUCGAAACAUAGACAGAAUAAUUAUAAAUCCUCAUUACAUGAAGCAAACAAAAGACAGUGAUAUUGCUCUGAUGCACCUUCAGCACAAAGUGCAGUAUACAAAUUACAUACAACCUAUCUGCCUACCAGAAAAAAGUCAGCAGUUUUUACCAGGAAUUAACUGUUCCAUUGCUGGCUGGGGAGAUAAUAAGAAUGAAGGUCCCACUUCAAAUGUAUUGCAAGAAGCAGAGGUCCCUCUCCUUUCCAAUGAAAAAUGCCAGCAAUGGAUGCCAAAAUAUAAUAUUACUGAGAAUAUGCUCUGUGCAGGAUAUGACAUGGGAGGAAUAGAUUCCUGCCAGGGGGAUUCAGGUGGGCCUCUGACAUCCAAAGAUGGGGACAAGUGGUUUUUGGUUGGUGUAACAUCAUUUGGUGAAGGGUGUGCGCUUCCCCAACGACCAGGAGUGUAUGUUCGAGUCACCAUGUUUGUGGACUGGAUCAAAAACAUCAUCUAUUAG